Chanos chanos (milkfish) is the source of this 354-nucleotide messenger RNA. RefSeq names its product H2B.K variant histone 1 (gene h2bk1). The transcript is spliced from 2 exons. The record is from RefSeq and is a predicted model, not a curated record. Bases 1 to 354 code for a protein of 117 amino acids. NCBI's taxonomy places the organism in Eukaryota, Metazoa, Chordata, Actinopteri, Gonorynchiformes, Chanidae. Gene Ontology annotation, cellular component: nucleosome. Gene Ontology annotation, molecular function: structural constituent of chromatin; DNA binding; protein heterodimerization activity.
AUGACAAACGACGUAACUAAAAAAAAAGAGAAGGCCACGGGCGACAGAAAAUCGUCAAAAAGAAAAGGCAAGAGGAGAGAAACUUACGCUAUCUACAUCUUUAAAGUACUGAAGCAGGUCCAUCCAGACACUGGGAUCUCGAGCAGAGCUAUGAGCAUCAUGAACUCCUUUGUUAAUGACGUGUUCGAGCGGAUUGCCACGGAGGCGUCACGACUGACCCAAUACAACAAGCGGUCCACCAUCACAAGUCGUGAGGUGCAAACUGCAGUCCGACUGCUUUUGCCCGGGGAGUUGGCGAAACACGCGGUAUCCGAGGGAACAAAAGCCGUGACAAAGUACACUAGCUCAAAGUAA